Messenger RNA from Myripristis murdjan (pinecone soldierfish), 1199 nucleotides. Its product is annotated as actin-binding Rho-activating protein. Gene Ontology annotation, cellular component: sarcomere. Gene Ontology annotation, molecular function: actin binding. The coding region runs from base 333 to 872 and encodes 179 amino acids. Gene Ontology annotation, biological process: positive regulation of Rho protein signal transduction; positive regulation of transcription by RNA polymerase II. NCBI's taxonomy places the organism in Eukaryota, Metazoa, Chordata, Actinopteri, Holocentriformes, Holocentridae. The transcript is spliced from 3 exons. The record is from RefSeq and is a predicted model, not a curated record.
CAGAAACCGGGAACUACGGAAACAAGUGACCUGGUACCAAAUAACCCUAAAUGAGUUACAUGUGUCAUCUCCGCCCCCAUUGGCCGGGGACUGGGCAUGCAUCAUCCUCAAGAGGCCAUUGGCUGCGGCAGGUGUCCAUCGGGUGGUUUUGCCUCGGACAGUAAGCAUCUGUACUCUGUCCUCUGCAACUGUCAGCACUGCUGCUGCGAUGGGAAGUGGUGCAGCAGGGUGACCAUGUUCACUAGAGUGGGCUUUUCCCAGAGGCUGCAAUGGCAUUAACCUCAGCCGAACAGACAACAACAGGGUCCCAGCUGUGACAGAUCAUAUCCAGGAUGGGGACAAACAACCAGGAGACCAUCACCAUGGAAACAGAGAACAACAUCCCACCCACUGCUCAGCUGAGUGAUGACAGCACGGUGUGCGUGGUCUCUGUCAAGGGCCUAAAGGAGAACUGGCAGAAGUGGUCUGACGGGCACCGUGAGUACCAGAAGCACAACCCCUUCAGUCAUGACACCAGGCCCGUGGCCACGAUCCCUCAGCGGGGACAGGACGGCUACGGGAGGCCCCUGCAGGGCUCCAUGACGGAGCAGCGGGGCAAGGAUGCUCACACACACAUCAGCCGGGAGGUUCAGGAGCUGUGUGAGGUGAUAAAGAACAUCGGAGAGCUUAGCAGCGGAGGUGGAGAUGGAGAUGGUGACAGCGGGGAAGUGAUCACUGUAGAGUUUGGGAAACUGUUUGAGCAUUAUGUGACUAUUUCUAAUAAAGUAGUGGGGAUUCUGCUGCGGGCCAGGAAGCAGGGCCUGGUUCAGUUUGAGGGGGAGAUGCUCUGGCAGGGGCAGGACGACCACGUUAUCAUCACUCUGUUGCAGUGACCAGAGAGGACCCUUGUUGAUGCCUUGACUUAUGUUGUGUCCAGGGCCAGGUACAGCCUUACAGCAGAGCUCAGUCCAAAGUCAACAGAUGGCAUUGAGGAUCGCACUUUUUACACUUUAUUCACAGAACAACACCUUUGAUUAAACAAAUGAAGCAUUUUCACUUCCCCUCAUGGGUUAAAAACCAAGACUCUGUCCAAUGAAACCCCCCAUAUCACUUUGCCUCAGUGGCUCAAUUUUGCAUGUUAAGGACACUGGAAGCAAGGUCACUGAAAAAAAAAAACGACACCAUGAUGUCAAUUGGAGGAUGCAGUUGCUCAUUUGUUU